Messenger RNA from Lathyrus oleraceus (garden pea), 1020 nucleotides. Its product is annotated as probable protein ABIL5. NCBI's taxonomy places the organism in Eukaryota, Viridiplantae, Streptophyta, Magnoliopsida, Fabales, Fabaceae. The record is from RefSeq and is a predicted model, not a curated record. The transcript has 7 exons. The coding region runs from base 273 to 917 and encodes 214 amino acids.
GAAGAACAAAGUGUCACGGACUAAAACUUUUAUUUGUCAUUUUUUCCAACAUGUUUUGAAUUGUCUCUUAAUUGAGUUUUUGUUUUGUCUCAUUAUUCACUUUAUAAGCUACACAAAACCAUGACAUAAACUCACAAGUCUUGUUCAGAAAAAUAAGUGUAGAUAAGGAAAAUUUUGUGGAAUCUUAAUAUCUUAUCCUUGCUUAUAAAAGCAUUGUUUCUUUUUUCCUAAUAACUUCAAAUUUUGUUGGUUUUUUCAUCUGAAUUAGUGACAUGGAUGUGAAGUUCAAGUCUGUUUCUGAAGGUGAACAUGAAGAGGAAGAAGAAAACAUGCACUUUCUGAAAUCUCUUCAGGAGUUAAGAGAAUUGAGGUCUCAGCUUCACUAUGCUGCUGAUUAUUGUGAAACAACAUUCAUGGAAAGUGAAAAGAAAAAAGAUGUGAUGGAAAAUACAAAAGAAUACAUAUGUAGAGCUAUGGUGACUGUGGUUGAUCAUCUUGGAAAUGUUUCCUCCAAUCUUGAAGGACUUAUUUCUCACACAAAUUCAUUUUCUGAUGCUGAGAUAAAAGUUCAAUGCCUCAGACAAAGACUUUUCUCAUGUGAACAAUAUGCUGACAAACUUUCCCUCUCAAAUAUGCAAUGGAGGGAGAAAUUGCCAAGAUUUCAUACAAGAUAUUUAUCAUCAUCUCCUACCCUUGAGAGAUCACAAGAGAAUUUGAAGCCAGCCAUUGCUACAAAUAACAAGCACAACAAUUUGGCCUUUGUGAUGCCCGUUCGCGACGGUUUGAAAGUGUUAGCAAAAGUUUCAAAUCCUACAUUUCAUUUCCAUGCUACUCCAAAGGUUGGGCCGCGUCAUAGAAGAUCGUUGCACGGAAGCGAUAUCUUAUGGCUCAUUAGGCGCACAAAACAUUCGCAUUGAGAAAAUUGAGUUUAAUUGCUUAUCAUUUAUACGUUGUGGUUUAGUGUUAGCUUUAUGAUUCAUGAAUCAAAUAUGAUUAAUAAAAUAUCGGUACAUUGAAACA